Messenger RNA from Ceratina calcarata, 998 nucleotides. RefSeq names its product grpE protein homolog, mitochondrial Roe1 (gene Roe1). Gene Ontology annotation, biological process: protein folding; protein import into mitochondrial matrix. Gene Ontology annotation, molecular function: protein-folding chaperone binding; protein homodimerization activity; adenyl-nucleotide exchange factor activity. The record is from RefSeq and is a predicted model, not a curated record. Gene Ontology annotation, cellular component: PAM complex, Tim23 associated import motor. The transcript has 4 exons. The coding region runs from base 136 to 834 and encodes 232 amino acids. NCBI's taxonomy places the organism in Eukaryota, Metazoa, Arthropoda, Insecta, Hymenoptera, Apidae.
CUCUUACAAUAGCGGUGAAAUUCUUUUUCUUAUCGCGAGUGUUAUGUCGAAAGAGCCGUUUGAGAACCACUGAGAAAGCACGAGGAUCGCUGGGUUUCAUCAUUUACCACCAAUUUUCAUGAAAUUAAAAGAGCUAUGGCAUCGUUCGUGAUACCGGUCUCAGCGAGAUUCACUCGUGUCACAGUUGAUAGCUUGCAUAAUAUAAAUAAGAAUAUUUUACUUAGGCUAUCACAACCAUCGUUCAUUUCUUGGCGACGGCAAGAGUAUAGUACAAUUACAGAAGAAAAGAAAUCGGAAUCUUCAGAAACUCCAACACUAGAGACCGAAAAUGAGAAGAAGUUUAGAGCAGAUAUUGAGCUUCUCAAUAAAGAGCUGGCAGAAUUGAAAACUCAGGAAGAAGAAUUGAAAGAUAAAUAUAAAAGAGCUCUUGCAGAGGGAGAGAAUCUUAGAAUUAGGUUAACGAAACAAAUUGACGAUGCAAAAUUGUUUGGUAUCCAAGGUUUUUGCAAGGAUCUCUUAGAAGUAGCAGACAUAUUAGGUAAAGCCACAGAAAGUGUACCAAAGGAUGAGCUUACAGAAAAGAAUCCUCAUUUAAAGACUUUGUAUGAAGGCUUAAGGAUGACAGAAGCACAAUUGCAUAAAGUCUUUAAAAAGCAUGGGCUGGUUUCAUUGAACCCUCUGAAUGAAAAGUUUGAUCCUAAUCAGCACGAAGCAUUAUUUCAACAGGAGGUUGAAGGUAAAGCACCAGGCACAAUUGUAGUUGUAUCUAAAUUGGGCUAUAAGUUACACGAACGCGUUGUAAGACCAGCGUUAGUUGGCGUUGCCAAGGGAUAAUUUAUAAUUGUAAUGUCAAUUUAAAUGGAAUCCCUCGAAUCCGUGAAUAAACUAUUGGCGCAUAUAUAUUGUAAUUUAAAUUUAUAUGUAAUACAUCAAAGUAUAAUAUUACACGGAGUCGAUAUAGAAAGGAAGAACAGUGCAUAAAUUUUAUAAAAACUGAA